AUGCUGGUCAAUGGUGAACCUGUAGUUUGCCUGGACAAUACAGGUCGUUUGACCCAAGACUUUGUCGCAAGUCACAACUUUUUGUGCAACAGUCUGUUCCACGAGAAGGGCACUGAGACACUCGGCGCGCCCUUUUUCGCCCAGUCGCACGACCGUUUCCAGGAAGUCUCGGGAUCCUUGGCGCGAAAGUUGGCCACAACACGUUUCGCACAGUUGGUGGUUGGCCACAGCAGUUUUAGUGCCAAGGAAGAUAGCGCAAAGCAGAGGUUCAAAAAAGAAAGAUCGAAAGGAACGAAGGAAUUGCUGGAGGCCCAAUUAGAGGAUCCUCGGGUGGACCUGGUGGAAAAGGCCAAAACGGAUUUCUUGAAGCGCGACAUUGCUCGAAGCAGUGUGUUCCAUCGAAUGACCAAUGAUGGAGUAGAUGGCACCAACGAUCGAGACGAGCGCAGUUUCAUGGUGGACCGGCUGAAGCAUCACUUGGGACAGGUCACGUCGUUUACGCAGCCAGAGCUUUGUCAGCUCUUGCUGGUGUAUCUGAGAAGAGGCUUGCAGAUCACAAAGCUCUGUGUUGUUAUGGAUCCUCUGGAUCCGCGAGAGUGUGCUGGUGGCCACACUGAAGACAAGUUGUCCAUUUGCUUGAGCAACUUCGUCAUUUUGGCAAGCAAUGACACCAGUGACUUUGCCGAUGUGGAGGCAGUAAAAGCUGCAACCAACCUGAAGCUCCAACUGGAAGCAACGGCAAGAAAGGAGAGCAUAUGGGCACUUAGUAUGACGUACAUGCUCGUUAUUCUGAAUUUUGUUUCCUUGAUUGUGGCCCUGGUCCGGAAUAGUGACGCUCCUUACUUUCAGUCAUUAAAACUUCCAUCGGAUCUCUUGCGGUGGAGUUUGCCUGGCAUGUCCGCUGCAAGCACGUUUAUUUCUGGACUGGUUGGACGAUUUCGCUUCAUGCUGCGCUGGAGCAAAGCCCGCAGCGCUGCAGCUCAGUUGGAAGCAGAGAUUUGGAAGUUCCGCACGCGCGUUUGUGACUAUGCUGUAGUGGGAGCCAGAGAGGAUGAGGAAGGCAGCGCUCGACCUGAAGAAGGUGGACAAAAUUAUACGCGAGAACGAAAGCAGGAUGUUACGCGAAGCUUGUUUCGUUCAAAUGUCAAUAGCAUCUUCAAUUCCGCCAUGGAAGAAAUGGGCACCAGCUCAUUACACGGCCAUGGGGUCGACGAACUUCCUACGCCACGCGCUUCAAACAGCAAAAUCCUUGGGUUCUUGUGCUGUUUGUGCAGAAGACGGGACCCGGGCAAAUUGCCAAACGAAGCCACGCAGGACCCAAUCAGCCGAAAUCGUUACGAUGCCCCGAGCCAGCUUGAUUGGAAGCAAUAUGGGCACUUAGGCGUUGACGAGUACUAUCAACAGCGAACUUUGAAGGUAUUCGAGCGCAUGAAGAGUCAAGCAUCUUGGCUGACCUUCAAGCAAGGUUCGCUCGAGAGUUUCGUCCUUCUCCUGGGUACCUUUGGUGUUUUGCUAUCCACCUUCGAUCAGACAGACAUUGCGAUGAUCUGCUUGUCUGUUGCAGCAAAUUUGCAAGCAUUGGAAAGAUUUCAUGCCCUGAGCACCCGUUUAGAUGCUGCGAAUGCUGGUGAGCGCGACUUGAUCUGUGCGUGGCAAGACUGGAGUGCAAUGGAGCCCAUGCAACGUCGGUUUCAGUCCAACGUCAGCAGGCUUGUAUUGACAACAGAGGGUGUCAACGUAGCUUUGACCAGCGCGGCAACUGCUGGAGUUCGCCAAACACUGGCAACGUCAACGAAAUCGAACUGAGUUGUUAACGAUUUAACUGUCAAUAGCAGCCACUCUGUCA
Cladocopium goreaui is the source of this 1846-nucleotide messenger RNA. Lineage: Eukaryota; Dinophyceae; Suessiales; Symbiodiniaceae. The record is from the annotation of a GenBank genome assembly.